Messenger RNA from Schistocerca piceifrons (Central American locust), 816 nucleotides. RefSeq lists its product as uncharacterized. Lineage: Eukaryota; Metazoa; Arthropoda; Insecta; Orthoptera; Acrididae. The transcript is spliced from 2 exons. The coding region runs from base 1 to 816 and encodes 271 amino acids. The record is from RefSeq and is a predicted model, not a curated record.
AUGGGGCCACAAACAUUACAGAUGAGGAAACCGACUAUACAUCACACAAAUGAGGAAACCGACUAUACAUCACACAAGUCUGAAAGACCAAAUGAUGUCACACUAACACAUGGGGCCACAAAAAUUACAGAUGAGGAAACCAACUACUCACCACAGAAGUCUGAAAGACCAAAAGAUGUCACACUAACACAUGGGGCCACAAACAUUACAGAUGAGGAAACUGACUACGCACCACAGAAGUCUGAAGGACCAAAAUAUGUCACACUAACACAUGGGGCCACAAACAUUACAGAUGAGGAAACCGACUACACAUCACAGAAGUCUGAAAGACCAAAAGAUGUCACACGAACACAUGGGGCCACAAACAUUACAGAUGAGGAAACCGACUACACAUCACAGAAGUCUGAAAGACCAAAAGAUGUCACACGAACACAUGGGGCCACAAACAUUACAAAUGAGGAAACCGACUACACAUCACAGAAGUCUGAAAGACCAAAAGAUGUCACACUAACACAUGGGGCCACAAACAUUACAGAUGAGGAAACUGACUACACAUCACGGAAGUCUGAAAGACCAAAAGAUGUCACACUAACACAUGAGGCCACAAACAUUACAAAUGGUGAAACCGACUACACAUCACAGAAGUCUGAAAGACCAAAAGAUGUCACACUAACACAUGGGGCCACAAACAUUACAGAUGAGGAAACUGACUACGCACCACAGAAGUCUGAAGGACCAAAAUAUGUCACACUAACACAUGGGGCCACCAACAUUAGGGAUGAGGAAACCGACUACACAUCACAGAAGUCUGAAUGA